AUGCCUCCCUUUUGGCCGAGACGGACACUCACAACCAAAAACUUUGGGAUACCCCCACUGUUUGAGCCAACAACAACCCUUUCAGCCAAAGACAACAACCUCACCAUCUCCAGCGGAGACCGUUUCAUCCAGAUUCAAGAUGAGAAGCAUGGCGGCUGGACACGCCUUGAUGCUACCGUUCUUCGCGAUAGCUGCACAUGCACAACAUGCGUCGACCCAGCCUCUGGCCAAAAGAGCUUUGCGACAACAGCAAUUCCCUCAGACAUCGCCAUUGAUAGUAUACACACGACUCCAACCGGCGUAGGCAUCUCGUUCAAGAACGAUAUGUACAAAGAUCACAAGAUGGUUCUUCCUUGGAGUUCUGUUGACAAAGCACUUGGCCAUGCGCCAGUUGAGAGAAUGCCAUACCCGAGACAAGACGCAGUGUAUCCCAAAACAGGGCGGACGUUCUGGGACAAAGCUACUAUCCAGCAACGUGUACGAAAGAUUGACUACCAUGAGUUCAUGAAGGGCGAUGAUGCAUUCUGGCAUACUCUUCUCGAUCUAUCGAACCUCGGUCUUGUGUUUCUUACAAACGUACCGCACGAUGAGAACUCCAUCGUCAAUAUCACAACACGCAUCGCUAAUAUCAAAGAAACCUUCUACGGCCGCACUUUUGACGUUCGCGCCAAGACAGACGCUGAGAAUGUAGCGUACACGAGCGGAUAUCUCGGUCUUCAUCAGGAUUUACUAUACCUCGAGAGUCCGCCCGCGAUCCAACUUCUUCACUGUAUGGAAAACUCGUGCAACGGCGGAGAGUCACUGUUUAGCGAUGGGUUAUUCGCCGGAAAGCUGCUGUGGCUACAAAACUCUCCCACAGUCAAGAAUCUCGCUCGGGUAAAGAUUCCAUAUCACUAUGAGAAGCACGGAUACUUCUAUCGUCAGCAGCGAUCACUAUUUGACGUUGGACCCGAUGGAAAUCUCGCAGCUGUAUACUGGAGUCCGCCGUUCCAGAACCAGUUCCAGGUCCCAGCGGUCGACGCAAGAGCGUGGCUUGAACCAGCGCAGUUAUUCGAUGGGUUGAUCAAUGAUCCUGAUGCCAUGUUCGAGAUGAAGAUGAAGCCAGGAGAGUGUGUGCUUUUCGAUAACAUGAGGGUCAUGCAUGGAAGGAAUCAGUUCGACGUUGGUGGAGGAUCGAGAUGGCUGAGAGGAGCGUACAUUGCACGAGAGGAUCUCGUUAGUCGUGUUCUCCAUGUUCCUGAAGCUUUGGCAGCGGAGUAUCGCAAUGGCAAAGAAUGGAGUCGUUCGCUGGAGGAUGAGGAGUUGAAGGCGUCGAAGUGGUUUGGCAAGGUCGGGGCACAGGUUGAAAGCGUUGUUGAUGGAUUAAAGAGAAAAGGAGCUGCGGAGUUGGGCGAAAGAGAUUAUGAUGUGUUGAACCUGGGAUAG
This is a messenger RNA of Fusarium musae, 1425 nucleotides long. RefSeq lists its product as uncharacterized. Lineage: Eukaryota; Fungi; Ascomycota; Sordariomycetes; Hypocreales; Nectriaceae. Gene Ontology annotation, cellular component: mitochondrion. Bases 1 to 1425 code for a protein of 474 amino acids. The record is from RefSeq and is a predicted model, not a curated record. Gene Ontology annotation, molecular function: oxidoreductase activity. Gene Ontology annotation, biological process: carnitine biosynthetic process. The transcript has 2 exons.